AUGGGGUUGCGCUUCGUGUUGUUGCUUGGGAUGGAAACGAAAGCAAACCGUUAUCUGUGCUUCACCGGUGACUGUGCGUAAUACAGGCACAAGCAACAGCAUGGCCACGGUGCAGUCGACACUUAUGUUCACUGUGUGCAUCCUGAUGAUAACAGAGCUGAUACUGGCCAAAAAGGACUACUAUGAUAUUCUGGGUGUACCUAAAGAUGCCAGUGAACGUCAGAUUAAAAAGGCUUUUCACAAGCUGGCUAUGAAAUAUCAUCCAGACAAGAAUAAAAGCCCUGAUGCCGAGGUGAAGUUUCGGGAAGUAGCGGAGGCUUAUGAAACACUGUCAGAUGAGAAGAGGAGGAGAGAGUACGAUCGGCUCAGACAGAGCGCUUUCUCCGGCGAAGGCACGAAAGGAGGAAACCAGCACUUCCAGCAGUCAUUCGACUUUAACUUUGAGGACAUGUUCAGAGACUUCGAUAUCUACAGCCAAAACAGGCACGCGCGCCCCAGACGGAGCUUCGAGGAGCAUUUCCGGGCUCACCAGACCAGCCAGAACCGCCACAAGAGGCACUUCCAGGGAGCAUUCGGAGCUGGGAUCUUUGAGGAUCUGUCUGACGACAUGGAAAGAAUGUUUACAUUUGCCAGACAUGCCAAGCGGACCGAGAGCAGGUUUCACGGCAUGGCGAAGCAGCACUGCAGGACUGUGACUCAGAGACGGGGGAACAUGGUGACCACCUACACGGACUGUACCUCGUCCUGAGUGUCACAUCCUCAGUAGAGUUUUCUCCUCACCUAGAGUUAAGCUAAUUUUGUCUUGAUGAGACAUACUAAUUUAUAAAGCUGCUGCUGAGAUGAAUUAAGCGCAAUGUAGUGUAUCAAUUACCAAGUUAUGAUGAGCACUAUUAGGGAUUUUCAGUUUACGAACUGACAUUGAUAACUGACUUCUUUCAGAAUUACAAAACGAUGGCUCUCCUGUUGUUGGGCGAUGUAAGAUUUAGGUUGAACUUGAUUGAAUGAUUAGUUACAUGUGUUACAAUAGAUUGUGUUUGAGUUUCUUUUGUUUUGCAAUUGCUUGAAAGGUUUAUUAUUUUUUUGCAGUGCGUAUGCAUUAUGAAGUACUUUUUGACGUUAUUCUGUGCUCCAGGGUGGUACCCAGUCCUGUGUUUUAGUUGUUCAGAGACCUAGUUUAUUAGGCAAAGAAGUGUGAUAGCAGAGUACGUCCUAGGGACAGGAAUCACCAGUCACCUCCCGAUACAAUUUUAUUACAAUACCUACAGUAGGUGCGGAUUUAAUUUAUAUUAUGAUUCUGUAUACCUAAUACGGUACUGCAUUUUUCCCAGAUGUAUUACAAUUUUUAAGACCUUAAACUCUUAAAGAAGGUUGAGUCAUAACUCAAAAGCUUUACACCGUAUCUUUCACAACUAAACAUAAGUAAGUAAAUUAAGUCCAUUUCUUAUAACAUGAGGCGCAGCAUUUAAACAUUUAGUUUAGCAAUUAAUCCAAAUUAUAUUAAACAAAAAAAGUUACGUUUUUCUUGAGCAGCACAUAUCUCUAUGUCAUCUGCUAUAACUGCUAUUUCUAAAAAAAAAAAAGUAAUAAAGCCAAUAAUUUACAUCUGCCACACAGGAUGAAAAUGUGUAAACUGUUUAGAGUGUAUCACUUGUGGGGUUAUAAAGAAACAACAAUGUUUUGCAUCUCAAAUGCCUCCAAAGUCUCAAAACUCAACUUGCCCAUAAACAUGCAGUUAGAGUGCCUAUGAGCAUGUAGGCACUCGCUUAUUCUAAUGCGGACACAUGGGGCUUCUAACAUGCAAGAUUAUUUGCGCGCAUUGUGUUUUGAGAUUGAGUAAGAGUGUUUAACGAGUGAAUUUCGAGACUAAUUGACAUGCAGAUUUUAGGUUAAAAAAAAAAGCUUUUAACCGUUCGAUUUUUUUAAUGUAAUGCCAUAAAAUCUGUUUCUGUUGCACCACUUGGAGGCUUGUGCACUUGAUACAGAAUCGGUUAAAUCUGAUCAGCCUAUCAUGACCGAUAAUGUUAAAAAACAGCCGAUCGACUGGUGUGUCUCUUAAAAAUAUCCCUCAGUUGUAGUGCGUUCAGUUACCUGAAAGAAGUGUACGAGUAUAUGAUUGUGUACAGGUGUCCUGCGACCUCAAUGAAAUAUACUUUGGCCAAAAUUUGGCUUUUAGA
Messenger RNA from Clarias gariepinus (North African catfish), 2174 nucleotides. It is a transcript of the gene dnajb9a, whose product is annotated as DnaJ heat shock protein family (Hsp40) member B9a. Gene Ontology annotation, cellular component: endoplasmic reticulum. The transcript has 3 exons. The record is from RefSeq and is a predicted model, not a curated record. Gene Ontology annotation, molecular function: protein-folding chaperone binding; misfolded protein binding. NCBI's taxonomy places the organism in Eukaryota, Metazoa, Chordata, Actinopteri, Siluriformes, Clariidae. The coding region runs from base 101 to 748 and encodes 215 amino acids.